Molecule: messenger RNA, 4724 nt
Organism: Passer domesticus (house sparrow)
Lineage: Eukaryota; Metazoa; Chordata; Aves; Passeriformes; Passeridae
Product: NF-kappa-B inhibitor zeta-like
Exons: 12
Coding region: 345-2762 (805 amino acids)
Biological process (GO): regulation of gene expression
Cellular component (GO): nucleus
Molecular function (GO): POU domain binding; DNA binding
Source: RefSeq, a predicted model, not a curated record
GGGUUGUAAGGAAAGAGGGUGGAGCCUUCCCAGGCUGCCGUCCUCCAAACCAUACCUGAGUAUAAAGAGCAGAGCAGAACUGCAGCCAAGAAACUCUCAAAAGCUGCUUCCAGUGCCUGCUGGGAUUCCAAGGCUGGUUUCAUCCUCCCCCUGCUGCAACUUGCUGCUCCAAAGACAAGAGGGAAGCUGGACUCAGCUAAUUACCUUGGAGGAUUAAUUGCAUUGCCAUGGUCUCCAUGUGAUACUGGAUUGAUUUUUAAUUUAUUUUUUUUUUAACACAGCUGAGCAGGGCUUUUCCCUCCCCUCUUCUCUUUCAUCUUUUCCUGCACACACACACAGAGGAGAUGUUGCAAACAGUCUGCGUGAGUCCUGAGCUGCUUGUCAACCAAAACACGAGUGAAAGUGAAAUCUGUGGCUACAGCCCAGGCCAGGGAUCUCCGCUGCCUGGAGAAACUGCCAGCCCCAAGAGCUGCUUCCAGCAGAGCCCAUCCCUGCCAGACUCUGGAUUAACUGAGCUGAACGUGGCGAGUCCCAAGAUCUACCACACUCCUCCAUGCCACCCUCCAGGGAUGCCUGCUUCUGCUGACUCUGAACUUAGCUCUGAUCCCCCUCAGAAGCGCUACAUGGGUGUGAGAGUGAAGAUGCCCGUGCGGGAAUUGCUGAGGAAAAUCCGACUUUCCAAAGGCUUGGACCCAGCUCCGGGCAAGGAAGCCUCAUCAGUGAAGAUGGUAGCCAAAGGAUCCUCAGGAAAAACAGCAGAGAAGAGGAGAUCUCACCCUUAUACAGAGAAACAGCUUAGACAGAGCAAGCAGAGCGCCGGGCAAAGCCCCAGAGGCUUGGAGGACCUCGACAUCCUGGUGGAGGUGCUGCAGGAGGAUCUGAACAAGAGCCAGCUCGGGGAGGAGCCCCGGCAUCCCGUGCCAGACGGGUUCUGGCAGGGAUUCUCCAGGGAGCUGCAGGGCUGCCGCUGGGGAGGCGCGGGGAGCAGGGAUGGGGGGCUGCAGGGGAGGCAGCCGGGCCCCGCGGAGCUUCACCCCCAGCCCUGGGGGGGACACUGCCACCCAGUGCUGCGGGGACAGGCUCAGCCUGCCCUCCGUGGCCAGCGGGAGAGCGCCCAGAGGCGCGGCUCGCCUGGAAUGUUCUCCAGGACGGGCGGGAAAGGGAGCAGCUGGUGGGUGCGGGGUGAUCUCCCCAGCUCCCAGGAAGGUUUCUCGAGGAAUUCCCCAUCCCAGGAAGGUUUUCUGAGGAAUUCCCCAUCCCAGGAAUGUUUCCUGAGAGAUUCUGCAUCCCAGGAAGGUUUCCUGAGAGAUUCUGCAUCCCAGGAAGGUUUCCUGAGAGAUUCUGCAUCCCAGGAAGGUUUCCUGAGGAACUCUCCAUCCCAGGAAGGUUUUCUGAGGAAUUCUCCAUCCCAGGAAUGUUUCCUGAGGAACUCUCCAUCCCAGGAAUGUCUCCUGAGGAAUUAUCCAUCCCAGGAAUGUUUCCUGAGAGAUUCUGCAUCCCAGGAAGGUUUCUCAAGGAACUCUCCAUCCCAGGAAUGUCUCCUGAGGAGUUCUCCAUCCCAGGAAUGUCUCCUGAGGAGUUCUCCACCCCAGGAAUGUCUCCUGAGGAGUUCUCCAUCCCAGGAAUGUCUCCUGAGGAAUUCUGCAUCCCAGGAAGGUUUCUCAAGGAAUUCUGCACCCCAAGGAUAUUUCUUGAGGAACUCUCCAUCCCAGGAAGGUUUCCUGAGCAAUUCUCCAUCCCAGGAAUGUCUCCUGAGGAAUUCUUCACCCCUGGAAGGUUUCCUGAGGAACUCUCCAUCCCAGGAAGUUUUCCCAGGGAAUUCUGCACCCCAGGACUCGCCCGCACUCCCCAGCUUGGCAGAGAUGCUGCUGGAAGCUCCCAGGGGCUCUGCAGAUGUGGGGGGACAUUUGAGGCUGAGCCCAAAUUCCUUCUCCAGGCAGGACCUCUCUGCCCUCUCCUUCUUCCAGUUCCAGCUGCACAGGGAGGAGAAUCUGCUGAGGAACAUCCCAGAGGAAAAACUGCUGGCUCCUGACGAAAAUGGCAACAGGCUGCUGCACAAGGCUGUUGCCCAGGGAAGGAGGGCUCUGACUUUUGCCCUGGCCCAGAGAUUUGCAUCCCUCAACAAGAUCGACGAGAAGGAUGCAGAGAAAAGGACUGCUUUACAUCUUGCUGCAGAAAAGAACCAGCACCUGAUGGUGAGUGACCUGAUCUCCCUGGGAGCCAACGUCAACGAGCAGGACAGCUCUGGGAGAACUCCCCUCCACCUGUGUGCAGAGAAUGGCUAUCUGAGAGUUCUGGAGGUCCUGAAAAGCUGCAAGAACAGCGGGGUGUGUGUGGAAGUGGAUCUGCCUGACCACUGUGGUCUGACCCCCCUGCACCGUGCUGCCCUUGCCCACACCGUGCUGGUGACACAAUGCCAGGGCACUGCCAGGGACAGCAGCACCGGGAGGCUCCUGGGGCUGCGGAGAGCCCAGAUCCUGGAGGGAAUUCUCUGCCUGCUCCAGAUGGGAGCACAGCCCCGGCUGCAGGUGCUGAAUUCGUGUCCAGCCUCCACCCCCUGCCUAAAGCUCGAGGAGAACGCAGAGCUCAUGUGUUUGCUUCAGAGCCAUAAACCCCAGGCACAGGAUGUUCCUCAGGAGAGCUGCAGCCUGCUGGAUGCUCCCAGAGGAAUCCCCGCUCCCCCAGCUGCAGAUGACUUCCCUGGACUUUGCUCCUUGUCAUCCUCAGACCUCCUCGAUGUCCUUCUCAAAGGGAAAUGCUGAGAGCUCUCACCUGCUGCAGGAGAACAACAAACACCAAAAUACAGAAUAUUUUAUGUUAUAUCUUGAACUGACUGCUGGAAAGAUCUCACCUGGACCCAGAAUUAAGGAGCAAGCUGAUAAAUGAGGGAAAUCCUCAGUGCAGGUUGCACCAGGAGUUCAGUGUUAGGUGCUCCAGGAAGAAUUAGAUCUUCAUUUUCUCACAGAUUUGUGCUUCUCUGCUCAGGUCUGAGGUCAGUCUGAAGCUCUGAUGGUUUUUCAGGCAGAUGUUUAACCCAAGAAAAAGAUUUUAACCACCCAGGGCCAAGUCUUGGGGGUUUCAGCCUGAAAUUAGUCUCUACACUCCAAAUUCAAUGUUCAGACAGACUGAAAAUCUCAGUCAUUUUAAAGGCGAGCUCUGGGAUUUCAGAGCCUAAAUACGAAAAAUAUUUAAUAUUUCCUGCAGUCUGGCUCUGAAUUUGGCCAAGGCUGGAGUGGUCACGCUUUAAGGCAGUCUCAAGGUGAAGUCCUUCCAAAGUGGAACAUCGUGCUGAGCAUGUGUCUUCAACAAAAAUCAAGCUUUUUAUUGAUGCAAUCAGAAGUUUGCACCCAUUGUAGGUGAAGUCUGGGACAAAGUGUUUCAAAUCAGCUCCUUUCUCACAGAUCUAACAGAGAUUUUACCUUUAUAAAAUUGAAAUCUAUAACAACAGCUUUUGAAGGAUCAUUUUUUUUAAAGUUGGGAGCAUAACAAGGAGCUGAAAUGAUCCUGAAAACCAAGUUAUUCAGUAGAAUCACUACAAACCUAGAUCAAAUUUUUAUUUUUAAUUGUUUCUUCCCAGACUUACUCUCAUUUAAUUUUCACUUCUGGUUGCGAGUUUGCUGGUUUCUAUGAAACUUCCCUGGUUGCUACAUAGGGAGCAAUUCUACUUUUACAGAAACUAAACCCAAAAACCAAAACUGAUCCAGCAGCCCCUCACGUGUCUCCUGUGGAGGAAAAUGGGAGAUUUCCACUGCAGGAUCCAGUGUUAAGUACUCAGCAUCUUUGGGGAAUGUUUUUAAUGAACCCUUUGCAUUUGUUCCUUGUGAAAAAAAAAAAAAAAAAGGUUAUUUUUGUGUUAUGGGGUUUCCUGAAGUGUUAAGCUCCAAGAGCUACGUUGCACAAGGUGAAUGAACUUGGAGAAGUGGCAGUGUUGAAGUGAAUUCCAAUGGGAUUUGGGUCAUUUCCUGUGAUUCUGAUGCCCUGAACAGCUAAAGAAUUCUCUUUUAUGUUUCCUCUGAAACAAAAUAAUUCAUAAACUUUCAGUAUUUCAUUAAAAAUACAUAUUAUAUGUUACUCUCAUAAGGAGUUGCAUAACUCAUCCACCUCCUUCCAAAGCUUUCCCUCGUGUUUCAAUAAUCUCUGGUCUUUUCUUUUUCCCUUUUGGUCCCAGGUUUUAUGGAUUUUUUUCCCUCUCUGAAUAUUUCUCUCUGUCCCCCCCAUCACUGCCCAUCCUUCUUUCUGUUUGCAUUUUAACUCCCAUCUGUUCUCACCGAACUUUUUAUUCAUUUGGGGACAAUUAAGGAAGAAGUUCUGGGUUAGCUCAGCUUCCCUUUGUGGGAUUGAAGGGUCAGAUCCAGCUCUUUAUUUUCAUUAUAAACCAACCAGGAAAUCCCACAUCACGAGGAUGAAGCAGAGUGUUGAACAGAGAGCUGAAAUAAACAUCUGCAGGGGAAAAAAACCUGAAUUUUCUCUCAGGAUUUCUUAGAAAAAGCAUAGAAAACUCUCAUUUAAUAAUCCAGCAUUAAUCUUUUAGUCAUGGAAACCACUCAGGUGAAAGGACAGGAGAAUUAAACUAUUCCUAUAGGUAUCAUUUAUUUAAUAUACUCAGAGAUGAACUUGCUUCUACAGUAUAUUCUACCACAGUUAUCCAUUAAUUGCAUUGUUAAUCGCUUUACAUUGUUUCACUGCUCCUUCCUGCCAAUAAAUACAUUUAUUUCAUGCAGUAA